CGGCGUGGCGGUGCUAUGCUGCUGCGCUGCGCGUUGUCGCUCCGCGGGCUGUCGGGGUGGAGGCCCGUGCUCGGCCGAGAGCCGGCUUUCUCCACGAGUUGCGCCGCUUGCUCAAAGAACAGGCGGCUGAGGCAAAAAAGAGUCAUUUCGGAAAAGAAAUUGGUGAGUGCUUGCGGUGGGCUUUGCGCCGUGCCCGGGCGGGCGCUGCACACCGCGCUGCUCCGCUCCUCGCGCUGCCCUCCGCACGGCCGUCACUGUUACUCACGGGGUGUUACAGCCUCGUGUAGGAGGCAGCUGCCGCACCGGCUGCGUUUGGUGUUGGAGAAACCGCAGAGGACCUUUUCUUCGUGUCUGGAUGGAAUUCCUUAUCUCCUGACACGCUAUUUUGUGGAUCACCGGAGAGUGCGCGUGGUUGGGGGGCAAGGAGGAGGAGGAAGUCAGUCUUUCUGUAGUGAACCUAGAAAAAUAUUUGGAGGUCCUGACGGUGGAAAUGGAGGUGAUGGAGGUCAUGUCAUUUUGAAAGCUGACCAGCAAAUGAAAUCACUGUCUUCAGUCCUCCCUUUCUAUCAGGGUUUUCAUGGAGAGAGAGGAGGAAGCAAAAACUGUUAUGGAGCCAAUGGAGCAUGUGUUUAUGUUAAAGUCCCUGUAGGUACAUUGGUAAAGGAGGAUGGGGUAGUUGUGGCUGACCUCACUCAACAUGGUGAAGAGUAUGUUGCAGCUUAUGGAGGAGCUGGAGGGAAAGGUAACCGCUUUUUUCUUUCCAAUGAAAAGCGAGCUCCAACAUUAUUUACUCCAGGAGAGCCAGGUCAGGAGAGGGUCCUCCAUUUGGAACUCAAGACAACAGCUCAUGCAGGAUUGGUGGGCUUUCCCAAUGCUGGGAAAUCAUCGCUUUUGAGAGCGCUGUCCAACGCAAAGCCAGCAGUGGCUGCCUACCCAUUCACAACUCUAAACCCCCACGUUGGCAUUGUCCGCUAUGAAGACUAUGAACAAGUAGCAGUUGCUGACAUUCCUGGCCUAAUAAGAGGUGCUCAUCAGAACAGAGGCCUCGGGAUGGCCUUCCUAAGGCACAUUGAACGAUGCUGCUUUCUUUUAUAUGUGGUGGAUCUCUCUGUGUCUCAGCCAUGGAUUCAGCUGCAAGACUUAAAAUAUGAACUUGAGCAAUAUAAAAAAGGAUUGUCUACAAGGCCUUGUGUUGUCAUUGGGAAUAAAAUUGACCUUGCUGAGUCCAGGAUUAAUCUACCACUCCUUAAAGAAAAGAUAGAUGACAGAGUCAUUGCAUUAUCUGCAUUGACAGGAGACAAUCUAGAGGAACUGUUACUGCAUUUGAAAGAGCUGUAUGACACUUACGUGAAGAUGGAACGAUCACGAGGGCAGAGCCCAGUCAAGUGGUAGGAAGCAGAGCUACUACAAACUGCUAGAAGGAAGAAAAAGUCAUAAUUUGAUUAGAUAACAUCUGCAUGUGUUUUCUUCGUUGUUUCUUUAUUUUGAAUGUAUUGCACACAGCUCGUGAAUUUGUUCUGGGCUGCUUUCAAUGGAAAGAUUUUAAUUCACCUUUGAGGUGUCCUAGGUGUCAUAAAAUAAAUGCAAUGCUUUGCUUUUGUGGUGGAAA
Messenger RNA from Gallus gallus (chicken), 1609 nucleotides. RefSeq names its product mitochondrial ribosome associated GTPase 2 (gene MTG2). Gene Ontology annotation, molecular function: magnesium ion binding; GTPase activity; GTP binding. Lineage: Eukaryota; Metazoa; Chordata; Aves; Galliformes; Phasianidae. Gene Ontology annotation, cellular component: mitochondrion. The coding region runs from base 16 to 1392 and encodes 458 amino acids. The record is from RefSeq and is a predicted model, not a curated record. The transcript is spliced from 6 exons.